CAGCCCAGUCCCCGGGGAGGGAGGCUCAGUGUCCCGGGAAGCGUCCUCACCGCACUGCGCCCUGAGCCGGGAGAGAAGUUGUGCGCAGGGCGCCGGAGUCCACACACUGCUCGGCGGGGAUUGGCUCAGGGAGAUGUGAGAGGAGCCAGCAGGGGCCUGAGGAGGAGGGGGCACCGGCUCCACACGGCCUCAUCUACCUGUGCGUGAGAGGGAGGAGGAGGAGGAGGGCACGGCGCCGGCCACUCACUGCCACUUGUGCGGGUCGCUGCUGCUGCUGGGAUGAUGCUGGGCACGGCUGAGCCGCCCUGGUGCCUUUAGAAGACAAGUCAAUGAAUGGAAGUGACUGUGCUGUGAGCAGCUACUGAGGAUUACGUGACAGCCCAGGCCAUGGAUGGGGGGCCCCUGCCCUGGGGGUAGCGGCUGGCACUGCUGGCACGCAGGGUUCCUGGGACUGGCUAUGGAUGCCUGCUGCUGGCUGCAGUAUGAGUAGAGCCCGGCUGCAGCUGGCACCCCACUGGCUGCUGCUUCUGGUAACUCUGCAGGCGAGGCUGGCACUGACUGAGCUGGAGCACAAGCAGAAAGCCCUGGUCAAGGUUUUCCCUCUGAGGAUGGAGAGCCCAAACUUUACCGUGGUGGGGGAGUUCGCCAAGGUGGCCGAUGCGGGCAACGCCGAGGGCUGGCUGUUCCAGUUUCACCCGCUGUCUCUUUGCAAUGCCAGUGAUGAUGAACCGCCAAAACUUGGAUUCAUUUCCAUUGUCAAACUGGAGAGCCCAGAACGUUCUCCCCAACCGUGCCUACCCCUAGCAAGCAAGGUUCAGCUCGCAGGGAAAAGGGGUUCCCGUGCUGUAAUCUUCGAUAUUAGUGACGAUGAGGGAGCUGAAUACCAGUUACAGCAACCAGCUGCCCAAAAUCCACCUGUGGUACUAGUACGAGGCCGCGAUGCAGAGCGGCUGAUGUCCCUUGUGCACAACAACACCGAAGCUCUUGUCAGGAUCGAGGUUCCGGAGCCACUCAAGCAGGUUGUCCAUGACAUCUGGAUCCUGGCCACACUGGUUGCGACAUUAUCCAUCAUCUUCAUAUUUGCUGCAUUUCGGGUUUGUUGCAAGCCAGCCCCAGCACAGGAUCCUGUGCAGCAACAAACUGAGCUGGCCAUAAGUCGCCUUGGCACCAGAAAAUACCAAGCUCGAGGAGGAAGAGAUUAUGGCAGGAGUUCAAAUGGUUGUCAAGUAGAAAAGGCUAGUUCCAGCAGAGAAACGGCCAGCUCCAUUAGCUCCACACCCAUGUGUGCCAUAUGUCUGGAUGACUUCUCUGAUGGACAGGACUUACGGAUUUUACCUUGUAGCCACGAGUACCACCUGAGUUGUGUGGAUCCUUGGCUGAGGGAGAAUCACACCUGUCCCCUCUGCAUGUUUGACAUCUUAGCAGAACCAAACAAUUCUUCGCAUCCGGCACCUAUAAGACCUCCCUCCCACCAACAGUUUUGGAGGAGAUAUCCAGGAACUGCUCACUUCCAGUAUCCUCCUCAUCCACAUACGACACCAUUAAUAUAUCCUCCACUGAACAAUAGUAUAUUUUUGUCCCGCUCCCCAUAUACUCUUGGUACUGGACUUCAAUGGGAAGUGCCGCGUUCUCACCGCCGUACACCGGAGGGACCGAGGGAAGUUGGAAUUUCUCCACUCUGCCAAGUGUCCAGUGGAUAUUUGCCUGAUGAUCCAGGCAGUGAUAGCAGCUCUGGUCCUUUUAAUGGCUCCUCCAGUGAGAAUUGUACAGAUGUCAGUCUACGUUGCCUACAAGGAUCCUCCUCCUCUUCUUGCCACAGCUCUCAGAGCAACCCAGGAGACUCACCAUCUCCAGCACUUGCCUCUAUUCAACUACCUCAAAAUGAUCUCCCAGGAUUUAACACUGUUGUGCCUACCCAAAGUUCUUAUGCCAGCCAUGUCCACUACCACCAGCACAGACAUCACCAUUACAAACGGCAACAUCCCAAUUCAUCUCACCCCCACAGACCCAAACGGAGACCUCGGCCCUCUAGGGGGGAGGCAAGGAUAGACGUUGGGAGUCAUAGGGAGCACAGGUCAGCUAAUGGCCAUAGUGGGGAAUCUAGAUCUCUUUUGACUCGAAAAGAGCCAUGGACUCAUUCAUCUAGGCACUACCUUGAUUCAAGGAUUAGCAGGGAAGCUGUGAGGCACAGCCAGUCCUCACCACAAUCGCCAUCCCCAACGCAUGAGUCAAAUGAACCUGAAGCCCCAUUGUCUUUGAGAGGACACAGGAGUGAACCUCCAAGUAGAAGUCAUCGGAAGAAAAGAUCACCUGCCCAGGUGCAUCUUCCCUCUUAUAGCACCCGCCACUUCAACACAAGCCAUGGCGUUCAGAACUGUGAAAGAGUCCAUCCACUCUGGGCAGAUGGAGCCCGACUGCCACAUACAAGAGUGAACACACACCGGGAAAACACAGCAAUGAUGCACUUGUAUCACCCUCCUCAUCACACUGAUCAUAACCAAGGCGCUGGUACUGAGGAGCUUGAAGCUGUAUGUGAACACGCAGUGUAAAACUUCAGGCAUUUCAACCAUUUGGCAAGACCCACCAGUACAGGCUCCAGUGAUGGGGACUCGGUCUCCAGCAGGCUGCCUCCACAACCAAGCUUCCAGAUUUUCCCUUAGCCUCUAAGGUCAUUUUACACCCGUUUCAUCUCCAUAGAGUCUGUGCAGCUGCUGACUGAGCCGAGAACAUCUGUGCAUGGUUUCCUGUGACCUUACAGAGCAAUGUUCCUCACCCCAGAAGAGUGCCGGAUGCAGCUCUUCACAGACCACCUCUGCCACUUUCAAAACAUUGAUCCACACAUGCCACUCUUCACACCUUUCCAAAGGAGAGUAUUUCUGCAAGAAAAAGCUACCCGGGAUGUCUCCGUGACUGCAUUUGUGAGCCUGACUAGGAGCACACCCUUUUUGGAAAUAUCCAGUGCAUACCAGGCAUGGUUUUUCCCCAGGACUGAACCAAUCCAUUGGGAAUUGAAUGUCUAGAUACGGCCAAUGGCCAAGUUGCCAAUGCAAUAUAAUACUGUAUUCUAUUGAAUUCACUGGACACCAGGUGUUAACAAUGAUUUUAAUUUGCACUUAAUAAUUCACUUUUCUAAUUGUAGACUGAGAGCCGGUUUUGGCCUUCAACCAUUACUGAAACCUUAUCUGUGAUAUGGCAGCUGUUGUUUCUGUAGUCUGAGAUUCCAGAAAUUAGGUACCUAAUUGGGUAACUUCACCACAAAUGACAUUUCUCAGGUCCUGCCAGUGAAUCUCAGCUCUACAUCUCGAGACUAAGAAACUUUUACGUUAAACUCUUUCUGUGCCUCAUGUCCCAAAAGAACUGAUUGUAAGCUCUUGUGCCUCCUUGAUGCCUUGUAAAAAGUGUCUAAAAAUAUGGUUUGUAUAUUUGUAAAAGUUUUAUAUUUAUGAGACAUAUUGUGGUUCUUUUGAAGAACUAAUGAAGCUCAUUUUCCUAUGGAUUUCUGUCUUGC
Molecule: messenger RNA, 3508 nt
Organism: Bufo bufo (common toad)
Lineage: Eukaryota; Metazoa; Chordata; Amphibia; Anura; Bufonidae
Gene: RNF43
Product: ring finger protein 43
Exons: 10
Coding region: 462-2549 (695 amino acids)
Biological process (GO): ubiquitin-dependent protein catabolic process; Wnt receptor catabolic process
Molecular function (GO): frizzled binding; ubiquitin protein ligase activity
Source: RefSeq, a predicted model, not a curated record